AUGCCUGCCGAGACAAAAAGGUGGUACCAGAUCAGAUGGUUUGCCGACUCUGACACCAAGCAAGACCGGAAGCUCAUCUGCAAGCUGGACUUGCUCAUCGUGCCCUAUGCCUUUCUCGCGUACUGGGCCAAGUACAUUGACCAAGCCAACCUCAACAAUGCCUAUGUCGCGGGCAUGAAGGAAGACCUGGGCCUCAACGGAAACCAUCUGAUCCAGCUGCAGUCGCUCUACAUUGUCGGCGCCGUCUACCGCGCGGCUUCGUACGGCGAACUGGCCGCGUACCGAUUCUUGGUGGGCUUAUUCGAGGCCGCCUUCUUCCCAGCCAUGCACUACAUCUUCGGCUCCUGGUACCGCGGCAACGAAAUCGCCCGGCGCGGGGGCGUCUUCUACGUCGGCCUGACGCUCGGCACGCUGACGGCCGCGCUGAUCCAGUCGAGCGCCUCGGCGCGCCUCGACGGCGUCAGCGGCCUCGCCGGGUGGCGCUGGAUGUACAUCAUCUGCGCCGUCAUCACGCUCCCCAUCGGCGUCAUCGGCUACUUCAUCCUCCCCGGCACGCCGGACCAGCCGAACCGACUAUUUCUCACCGACGCCGAGAUUGCGCUGGCCCGGGAGCGGCUGCAGCGCGACGGCCACCAGUCCUCGGGCAAGGUGACGUGGGCCACGGUCCGGAGCCUGGUCACGCGCUGGCAGGUGUGGCUCCUCGUGCUGCUCGAUGUCUUCUUCUGGAACGGCAGCAUCAACACCACGACGGGCGGCUAUCUGCUCUGGCUCAAGAGCCUCGGCCGGUACAGCAACGCCAGGCUCAACGCGCUCGGCGCCAUCUCCCCGGGCCUCGGCAUCUUCUACACGCUGCUCGUCUGCUUCGCGUCGGAUCUGCUCCUCGGCCCGGCCUGGGCCAUUACCCUGUCGCACGCGUGGAACAUUGUCGGCCUCGUUAUCCUCGUCGUGUGGGACGUGCCCGAGGGCGCCAAGUGGUUUGCCUUUUUCACCACGUACUCGGCCGUUGCCAUGUCCAGCGUGCUGUACGGAUGGGUUAAUAGUCAGCUGCGUGCUUCGCCUGCUGAGAGGUCGUUUACGCUCGUCAUGAUUAAUGCCAUUUCGCAGUCUACGACGGCUUGGACGCAGAUACUGACGUUUCCCACUGUCGAGGCCCCGCGGUUCACCAAGGGAUAUGCCUUUGUAUUGGCCAACGCAGUAUGCUUGAUCGCGCUCGCUCACGUCCUGGCGCGAGACGGCAAGAGCGAUCGUUUGACGGAUACUGAAAGGUCUGUCGUGGAAGAGGUUGACGAAGUGACGACAGAGUCAGAUACACCGGACAAGCUCCAUUAA
Cordyceps militaris CM01 is the source of this 1329-nucleotide messenger RNA. Its product is annotated as MFS transporter Seo1, putative. Gene Ontology annotation, cellular component: membrane. Gene Ontology annotation, biological process: transmembrane transport. The record is from RefSeq and is a predicted model, not a curated record. The coding region runs from base 1 to 1329 and encodes 442 amino acids. Lineage: Eukaryota; Fungi; Ascomycota; Sordariomycetes; Hypocreales; Cordycipitaceae. The transcript has 5 exons. Gene Ontology annotation, molecular function: transmembrane transporter activity.